Messenger RNA from Morone saxatilis (striped sea-bass), 3524 nucleotides. RefSeq names its product YTH N(6)-methyladenosine RNA binding protein 1 (gene ythdf1). Gene Ontology annotation, biological process: mRNA destabilization. The transcript is spliced from 6 exons. Lineage: Eukaryota; Metazoa; Chordata; Actinopteri; Moronidae. The record is from RefSeq and is a predicted model, not a curated record. Gene Ontology annotation, molecular function: mRNA binding; N6-methyladenosine-containing RNA reader activity. Gene Ontology annotation, cellular component: cytoplasm. The coding region runs from base 106 to 1974 and encodes 622 amino acids.
AAGAGAGAGAGAGAGAGAUAUUAGCCUCUUCCACACAGCGGAGUUUGUGCAGCUUGCACACUGUGCGUCUUGUCGGGGCUUCAGCUUUAAACACCUGGUGGAUGAAUGAUGUCUGCCGCUAGUAUUGACCCUCAGACAUCGAAAGGACAAGAUGCAAGCAAAGCCUUUCCAGUUUCAGUGCAGAAUGGCUCGCUCCACCAGAAGGAUACAGUCCAUGACAAUGACUUUGAGCCCUAUCUCACCAGCCAGUCUAAUCAGAAUAACAGCUAUCAAUCAAUGACAGACCCUUACCUGUCCAGCUACUAUGCCCCCUCCAUUGGGUUUCCUUACCCUCUCAGUGAGGCUCCGUGGUCUACAGGAGGUGACCCGCCGAUUCCCUACCUGACACCCUAUGCCCCCCUCAGCAAUGGAGACCAUCACUUCAUGCACGACACGGUGUUUGGGCAGCCGGGCGGGCUCAGCAGCAGCAUCUAUCCUCACAGGUUUAACUUCUUCCCGGAGAACCCGGCCUUCUCCGCCUGGGGCACCAGCGGUUCUCAGGGCCAGCAGACUCAGAGCUCGGCCUACGGGGGCAGUUACAGCUACCCGCCCAGCUCUCUGGGGGGCACCUUGGUCCCCGAUGGCCAGACAGGUUUCCAUAGUGACACCCUAAGCAAGGCUCCAGGUAUGAACAGCCUAGAGCAGGGCAUGCUGGGCUUAAAAAUAGGUGGGGAUGUGACAGGAAGUGGCUCGGGUGUGAAGAGUGCAGGCUCUGUGAUCGGCGGCGGUGGCAGUGUCGCUGCAGCUGUUGCCACGGGCAACGGUGGCACACCGAUUGGAAUGCCCCCCCCGAAACCGACAUCGUGGGCUGCCAUCGCUAGUAAACCUGCCAAGCUGCAGCAACAAAAGACGAAGAACAAGCCCGGCACGCCCAUCGCUGUCGGAGCUCUGCCUCCACCUCCCAUUAAACACAACAUGGACAUUGAUACGUGGGAUAAUAAAGGGACUGUUACCAAGAUGGCCCCUCCUUUACCCCCGCACCACCACCACCACCACCACCACCAUCACCAGCAGCACCAGCCCCAGCUUCACUCCCACGCUCCCAGUCUCCUGCCCCCCCUUCAACAGUCCCUACAGUCUGCCCAGUCCCUCGUGCAGCAGAUGACCAUGCAGGGUCCUCCACCACCUCCUCCGCAGUCUUACCAGAACCACAACUCCGCUCCGACGCCUCAGACCCGCUGGGUAGCCCCGCGCAACCGCAACCUGUGCUAUGGCGGGGGAAGCUUGGACAGCAGCGGCUCCUCUAACGGCGGCGGUGUCGGUAACGGAGGCGGCGGCGGCGGCGGGGUGCCUCCGGAGCCGGGAUCGGAGUCCCACCCUGUGCUGGAGAAGCUGCGAGCGGCCCACAGCUACAACCCCAAGGAGUUUGACUGGAACCUGAAAAACGGCCGCGUGUUCAUCAUCAAGAGCUACUCUGAGGACGACAUCCACCGCUCCAUCAAGUACUCCAUCUGGUGCAGCACGGAGCACGGCAACAAACGUUUGGACUCAGCCUUCAGAGCUAUGAACGCUAAAGGUCCUGUCUACUUAUUGUUCAGCGUCAACGGCAGCGGGCAUUUCUGCGGCGUGGCCGAAAUGCGCUCGCCUGUGGACUACGGCACCAGCGCUGGCGUUUGGGCGCAGGACAAGUGGAAGGGCAAGUUUGAUGUGAACUGGUUGUUUGUUAAGGACGUGCCAAACAGCCAGCUGCGCCACAUCCGCCUGGAGAACAAUGACAACAAACCGGUCACCAACUCGCGUGACACUCAAGAGGUUCCUCUGGAAAAGGCGAAGCAGGUGCUCAAGAUCAUCGCCCAGUACAAACACACCACCUCCAUCUUUGAUGACUUUUCCCACUAUGAGAAGAAGCAGGAAGAGGAGGAGGUGGUGAAAAAGAGCUAUGAGCCUGCGUCAAUACAGAGCCGAUCCCGAAUCGAUCAGGAUCGUCAGAAGUAAACAGAAGACGGCUGUCAAACGAAAUUUAGAUUUAAAAAAAGGAACAAGGACAUAAAGAAAUUGAAAACUAAUAUUUUUUUCUAUUUAAUUUUGUUGACUUUGGCCCACGUCAAACUUUUUGACCCACGUCGCUCCCGGUUCCCAGUCUUUAAGAUGCGUGCAGGGAUGAAGCUAGUUCCACCAGUUGAAUCGCUUCAAUAAUAUAUAUUUUCUUGUUUUUUCUGUAUUUUUUAGCCUUAUAAAAUCUCUAUCGCUACCCUGGAACUUGCAUUCUUAACUAAAUAUAAGUAACAAAAUAUCUGCACGUCUGUUUUUGAAAAUCUCUUGACAACAUGCUGCUGAUAUUCAGUGACUGUUCACUUUGUGGUUUGUGUGUUGGAGAAAUGUUAAGUGCUUGUAUUGGUUAAUCUUAACGAGUGAACUACACUUAUUGACAAAAUGUCUGCUAUCUGUGUGUGGCCAGUUGUAUUUUAUAUUAUCAGAAGAAGAAAAAAAAUUACUUCUAUAAUGCCCCCUUCCCCCUUUUUUUUUCCAGUGUGAGGGGUGUCUUACUUUGGUGGAGGAAUGUGUUCACUGAGAGUUUCUGUAUGCAUAGAUUUAAAUUGUGCAAGGUUGUGACGUUAGAAAGCAUUAAUGUUAGAGUAAUAUUUUGAAUAAUGUAUCACCUGGCUUAAAACUGAUUUAAAUUUAGCAUUAAAGUGGAGAAAAUGUUUUUUUUUUUUUUUUGUCUCUCUAGAUUGGAGCCUUAACAAUUAUCAGCACUAGUGUAAAUGAAAAUUUGUAACUUUCUUUUCUUUUCUUUUCUGAAUUGUACCUCAAAAGUUUUCAGCUAGAGAUUUCAGGGAAAAGAAGUGUAGAGAUCAAACGCUCUUAAAGGUGGUCCCUCUCUUUCUUAUUUAAAAGGAUGGAAAAACAACUAUACUGUAUGAUUUCAGGUUUUUAUCAACACAGAAAAAUUUGCUUUCUUGUCUUUUUUCCCUGAUACGGUGACUUUUUGUUUCCCCCCUUUUCGGUUUCUAAAAUUCUGGAGGAAAUGUAGCAUGUACUGCUUUUAAAACUCAAGCUAGGUCUGUCACUCUUUUUUGUUUUUGUUUCUUGUUCUCUCUUAACAUAAUUAUAAUCUUUGGCAUUCUCAUCAUUUUCAUUGCUAUAACCUGUCCACCAUCAUCCUCAGAAAAUGUAAGCUUUAAUGUACUUGGCAUUUCUAACUGAGAUCGCCUCAAAAUGUUUAACUGUAGCAUUAUACUUAACUGAUUUAUUGUCAAGUGUAUGAAAACCCAGAGAUUAGCCUAUAUGGUAUAUGUUUGUGACCUUUUUCUUUUUCUUUUUUUAUUAAUUGCUUGCUGUAUUGUGUGUGCAAGAGUGAAAGAAAAGAGAGGGAGUAUGAUUGUGGAGCAAUCAGAGUUAUAUUACUGGUAUUGGAAUAUAGAAAAUUUAUGCAAAAAAAAAAAGUUUUAAGUCAUCCCUGAAUUAAAUAUUCAUUGUAUCAGAGGUCACCAUCACAUUCUUAGAUUUGAUCAUGUUCAUUAUUAAAGAUAUACUUAUCUGUA